UAGCAAAUGUGACAUUUGCCGCAGAGAGUUAUAGAGACAUUAAAAAAGAAUAAACCAGAUUAGAUUUGGACACCAGCUUCUUGACCUGUUUUCUCAAAAUAAAUAAAUUCGGCCUCAGUUUCUUUCCUGAAAAUAUCCAGCUGUAGGUUUAUCGUGGAUUGCGAGAAGAAGUGGGGGUUUCCAUUAUGGCAGAAGAGACAAGAACAGAGGAGCUGUCUGUCCACGACUCGUCAGCCAUAGCUGAAGAGAAAGAAACCAGAGACACUACAGACCAACAGGUACCAGGUACUCCGAGACCUGGUUCUCUUUCAGAAAGUGUUGUACCAGACUUCCUUACCAGUGGAGAGAGUGACUCCAGUGGGCAGAGUAAUUUGGGCUUUCUUCUGAAAUACAGUGACUUUAUCAUGGUGGAAGAUCGACUUGAAUUUGUUGAACGUGUGUUUCGGUGUCUAAUGAAUCAAGCAGUAGAACUGCAGGCUCAUCUGAUAUGCAGCCAUCCCUGUUUUCCAAAGGAGGCCUUUGUUCAUGUGGUGCCUGCCUUCUUGCACCGCUGCCACCCCUAUUUCACCUACCUGGAGUUUAGGGCUCGUAGCUACUGGCCUUCGCAUCGAUCCAUCCCCACCUGUAUUCGGAACCGGCUGUUAGAGUUAACUCAGAAGUUGUGCAUUCAGCUUGAGAGGCUUAUUGUGAUGUACGCCUCUUUCGACAUACUGUCACUGGAUGAAAGUGACCCUUGCGGUUUUUCUCAUUUCUACAUUGGCCAGUGUCUCAUGGGUCCAUUCAAAGUGUCAAUGUUCCGCUACUGUCAGCCUUCUUCAUUCUUGGCUGAUGACGAAGAAGGACUGAAUGGAUUCUAUAAAUGCAUGCGCUGGAAUGUGGAGAGAUAUAAAGAAUACCUGGAAGAGAUGGAUGCGAAUAAGAAGAAAGUGGAAGAUGAAGAGAAAAUGGACCGUAGAGAACCAGACUAUUAUUUUAUGUGCUACAAGGAUGUACCCUGGCUGAAGGCUCAGAAGUGGUGCAAGGAACAAGGAAACCAAGAAAUACCACUGGGUGGCACUGUCAGGUUGUGGUCCCUCGGUCAGUGGGUACAAGCAGACCCUGACCCAACGAAUGAGGACAUCCUGGACUGGGUGCUGUGUAAGAGGCCCAAGGGGCUGUUCAAACUGCUGCGCUGCCUGGGCCCUAAUGAGCCCUCUGUAUCUGAGGCCACAGACUACCUGUUGGGGGUGCUCUUCUUGCAUAUGUGCAUGAAGGAGCACCUCACCCACUGCGAAUUCUACGGGUGAGAUAUGGCCAAGUGCCGCUUGUUAACCGGGUAGUAGUUUAUCACUUAGUUUUGUUCCUGCUGCAUUGCUGUAGUUUAGUUUUGCUGCUGUUCAGAGGAAGGCUUGUAAGUAUUUCUACACCCAAAUUUCUUUAAUUUAAUUCUAACUUUUUAGUUUGAGGCAGUUUUUGCAAAGAUGUUUCCACUUUUAAAUUCUAGAAGUAUACAUUCUGUUUGUGUUAGAUGUUUUUACAAGGAAUUUGGAAUGUUCAUUUCUGGUAUGUAGCAAAUUCUCCCAAUUCAUCUGAAGCUUUCUGUUUGUGUACUGAAGGAGUGGGAGAAGCUUAUUGCCAUAGUGUUUAUAUUGAAGAGUAACAGCAGGACAAGAUAUUAAGUAGAAUUUUAUUUCAAGAUAUGGAUAUUCACUCUGAACAAAACAAUUUAAAAUAACUGCUUAAUAGAAAGCCCAACAAGUCCUUCAUGUAAUCAAACUGAACAGCUGCCUUGUUACAAGCACAAUGCUACAUAAAGUUCCUAACUUGGCUUUUUACCUUAAAUUACUGUAAUAAAUGUCUCAAGGACAGCUGCCAUGUGAGUUCAAGUUCCAACACCAGCAUUUUCACAUUUCUUUUAGUGUGAGAUUCAUGUUCUUGGUUCUGUGGUGUCUCAGUGCAUCCUCCCAAAAGUCAGUAGUGUACUUACUGUAUUUUCUACACUUUCACUGGCCUCCAUCUUGUCUGGUAUGGCAACUCAACAUGCCUUAAUCACAGUGCAAUGAGUUUCUGGAGAGAAACACUUCAGAGCUGUAAAUCCAACCACUCAUCUUGGUGCAAGGUUGCUGGUGGUUCUUGAAGUACAGCGCUUCAGCUGGAGUAUGGUGUAGGACCAGCAUUUUCUUUCUUGUAACAGACAAGCCUGAACAAACUUAGCACAGGUCUUAAAACUGUGCCAUUAGGAAGUACCAUUGAUAAAACAAAUUCAAGAGAGGUGUAUAAGCUCUAACAGAGGUUCAAAGGUCAUAACUAGUGUAGUUUUACAUACUUAAUUUGGCUUUCUACCAUCACAGUUGCUAUGCUCCAAGAAUGUUUAAAACUAUUGAUUUUCAUUUUACAUGUCUUAGCGCAAUGUACCAUACAGAUCUAACAUUCAAAAUAAAAUGUCAACAUUAA
Scleropages formosus (Asian bonytongue) is the source of this 2433-nucleotide messenger RNA. It is a transcript of the gene c20h19orf67, whose product is annotated as chromosome 20 C19orf67 homolog. The record is from RefSeq and is a predicted model, not a curated record. The coding region runs from base 186 to 1286 and encodes 366 amino acids. The transcript has 8 exons. NCBI's taxonomy places the organism in Eukaryota, Metazoa, Chordata, Actinopteri, Osteoglossiformes, Osteoglossidae.